Molecule: messenger RNA, 4527 nt
Organism: Penicillium paradoxum
Lineage: Eukaryota; Fungi; Ascomycota; Eurotiomycetes; Eurotiales; Aspergillaceae
Exons: 10
Coding region: 1-4527 (1508 amino acids)
Molecular function (GO): nucleic acid binding; ATP binding
Source: RefSeq, a predicted model, not a curated record
AUGCGAAGAAAUCAUCAGAAGUCUCAAUUCAAACCCUUCCAAGUGCCAUCCCAGAGACGUUCCAAUGUCUCCCCGUCCCAGAACAGUAGAACCGGUAUCAUCGACCAGAGACUCAUCGAAGGCGCCCAGCAGCUACGGUACACCACUCCAUCCCCCAGAAAGCCAUUCAGUGAAUUGAUGUCAUCGAUUCUUGAUAAAGACCCCGAGCUGGAUGCCUUUGAUCUGGAACUACUAGCCUCGGAAGAUAGAGACGAGGCACUCGAAGAUGCAGGCUUUAUAGCCCCCAGGCCUAAUCUGCUUGAAGUAUCUCGCGGGUCUAAUAUUGAACCACCACGGUUCUCACGUUUCUUUCCAUCAAGCUCGAAUAUCACGCCUUAUUGUGGGAGUGGAUCCAGCUCAUCGGAUCCUUUGUUGGGACUACCUUCGAGCCCACUGGAGUUCCGCCGGAAGGAAGACGGGAUACGAUUGGGACAGCGCAGUCUGGAGACAAACUGCGGCCCAGACCGUGAGGGGGUCAAUCAAUCCUCAGCUCAGGAAUUGGUCACUCAAGGGAGCCCAAAGGGCUUGCAUACCAACAGAAAAUAUCUAAACCCCUUCAGCAAUAUCCCCCCGUCUGUGCGAGGAAUCGUCCUUGUAUCGGUGAACGAUCUACCGGAGAACUACCGCUCGAUGUUCCCCUUCCCACUAUUCAAUGCCAUUCAAUCCAAAUCAUUUCACUCCGUCUACAACAGUAAUGAGAACAUCGUCCUCUCCGCUCCAACCGGAAGCGGCAAGACAGUAAUCAUGGAGUUGGCCAUAUGCAGACUUCUCAACACUCUGAAGGACGAACGCUUCAAAGUUGUCUAUCAAGCACCCACAAAGUCGCUCUGCAGCGAGCGCUUCCGAGACUGGCACUCCAAGUUCUCCAGCCUGAGCCUUAAGUGUGCAGAAUUGACUGGAGAUACGGACCACAUGCAAUUGCGCAACGUCCAAACUAGCCAGAUCAUUAUCACGACGCCCGAGAAAUGGGAUAGCAUGACACGCAAGUGGAAAGAUCACAUGAAGUUGAUGCAGCUGGUGAAGCUCUUUCUCAUUGACGAGGUGCAUAUUCUGAAAGAGACGCGGGGAGCUACACUUGAGGCUGUGGUAUCCCGAAUGAAAAAUAUCGGAUCAAAUGUGAGAUUUGUGGCGUUGAGCGCUACUGUUCCCAACUCGGAGGAUAUCGCGACCUGGCUUGGGAAGGAUGCGACAAAUCAGCAUGUUCCAGCCCACCGAGAGCAUUUCGGUGAGGAAUUCCGUCCUGUCACGCUGACGAAGAUUGUCUAUGGGUAUCCGUCUAGUUUGAAUGACUUCGCGUUUGAUAAGGUCUGUGGUUCAAAAUUACCUGAAGUCAUUGGAAUGCAUUCAUGCCAGAAGCCAAUCAUGAUAUUCUGUUGCACGAGAAACUCAUCGCUCGCGACAGCGAAAGAACUGGCUCGUCUUUGGACGCUGACGAACCCACCGGCCAGAAAUUGGAAGGAACCUCAGAGACGACUCGAAGCUCACAAUGAGGACCUCAAGACAACACUCGCUGCUGGUGUAGCAUUUCACCACGCUGGUUUGGGCCCUGCUGAUCGCCACACUGUCGAAACGGGGUUCAGAGAAGGUAAUGUAAGCGUGAUAUGCUGUACGUCGACACUUGCGGUUGGAGUAAAUCUGCCAUGCCACCUGGUGAUAAUCAAAAACACUGUCAGUUGGCAAGACGGUGGCUGCAAGGAGUACUCGGAUUUAGAGAUGAUGCAAAUGUUAGGCCGGGCGGGCCGACCCCAGUUUGAUGACAGUGCAACAGCAGUCAUUCUCACGAGGAAGGAGCGCGUAGCGCAUUACGAGAGACUAGUUCAGGGCUCUGAGAGUUUGGAAAGCUGCUUGCACUUGAACCUUAUCGAUCACCUCAACGCUGAGAUUGGCCUGGGCAAUAUCUCGGAUGUCGAAUCUGCUGUUAAAUGGCUUGCUGGUACUUUCCUGUUUGUCAGGCUCCGUCGAAAUCCUACGCACUACAAGCUGAAAGAAGGUGCAAAUAAGGAGGACGAAGAUGAGUUGCUUCGCCAGAUCUGUGAAAAGGAUAUCGAUCUUCUUCGAAAGUGCGAGCUGGUAGAGGCUGAUAGCCUUCGUUCGACACAAUUUGGCGAAGCCAUGGCCCGCUAUUACAUUCAGUUCGAGACGAUGAAAGUGCUAUUGUCAUUGAAGGCACAAGCAGGCAUAUCCGAGAUCCUCAAUGCGAUUGCACAAGGCGAGGAAUUCCGCGAGAUUCGCCUCAAGGCCGGUGAGAAAUCACUCUAUCGAGAGAUAAAUCGCGAUCCAGGAAUUCGGUUCCCCAUCAAAGUCGACCUAGCUCUCCCCGCCCACAAAAUUUCACUUCUCCUCCAAUCCGAACUAGGCGCAAUCGACUAUCCCGAUAAUGACCAACUCCAAAAGCACAAGUUUACCUUCCAGCAAGACAAAACCUUAGUCUUUGCGCAUGUGAACCGCCUCAUGCGCUGUUUGAUCGACUGUCAAAUUUCCCGCGGUGACUCAAUCGCUAUUCGCAACUCCCUGGAACUCGCUCGGAGCUUGGGAGCGAAAGUCUGGGACCAUUCACCUCUCCAAAUGAAGCAGAUCGACCAAGUGGGUGUUGUUGCGGUUCGAAAGUUGGCUGCUGCUGGUAUUACCAGUCUUGAAGAUUUGGAAUGCGCGGAAGCUCAUCAGAUCGAGAUGGUUCUUAGCAAGAAUCCACCUUUCGGGUCAAAAUUGCUAUCGAGAUUGAAAGAGUUUCCGAAAUUGAGGGUUGCUGUGAAGAUGAUUGGGAAGGACAUAAAGUUUGACAGUAUGAAUAUCCGAUUCAAAGUUGAAGUCGCGUUCAUGAAUGACAAGAUCCCAAUGUUUUUCCAACGUCGGCCGGUUCAUGUAUGUUGUCUGACAGAAAGGUCUGAUGGACACAUGAUUGAUUUCCGGCGAACAAGUGCAAGCAAGCUCCAAGAGCGGCUGGAAUUGGAUCUCACUUCCGAAUUGACGAGCGCAGAGCAGGUCGUUGUGUGCCACGUUAUGUGCGAUGAAAUUGCCGGGACAUCAAGGCAAGCUGAACUUAGACCUAACCUUCCAUCCCAUCUCUUUGUUGGUAUACGCGACAAGAAUCUCAAUUUCCAAAAUCCCGGAAACCACAAACUUCAUUCGCUUAAAUCCAUUGCGACGCCAGAGACAUAUUUGAACCCCAAACUUGCAGAUGAACCCAAGACAAACAUAUCUCAUCCUCCCCGAAGAGAUUUGACUAGUAACAAUACCAGUCCUCAAGAUUUGGACGAUUUUGAAGGCGAUGACUUGCAACUGGACGACUUUCUCAUUGCAAAUGAAUCUCAUGCAAAAGCGAAGGAGUCUGCAAAACCAAAGACCUCACAAUAUGAUGAUUUUGACUGGUUCUCCAUUGAUUCAACUCCCCCUAGCCCAGUCAAGCGAGUGCCAAAGGCCACAGAUUCCCGAGAAGAUGACUGGGCCGCGGGUAUGGGCGAGCAAGAUGAAGAGGAGUACGAGCCAGUUCGGCUUGCGAACGGUAAAUGGGCGUGCAACCAUAAAUGCAAGGAUAAGACUAGCUGCAAACAUUUCUGCUGCCGAGAAGGCCUGGAUAAGCCCCCGAAGCCCCCGAAGCGAACAAUUCCCGCGACUCUAAAGGAAGGUGGACUCAACCAACUGACCAUUUCCGCCAGUAUCACGAAGAGCACCUCGGCAGGUAGCUUCAGUUUGGGUAAUCAAGGAGCUAAAGGAGAUAUUACGGAGCCCAAGGAUGACGACUCAUAUCUCAAGGUCAAGAAGGCCUCGAUAUCACAUGCAGCAAAGGGAAAUACAAAUCAAGCAAGAUCUGUUUUUUCGGGGGGAGACAAGAAUACCUUGCCACACAAGCAGAGGCAGCGUAAGCAGAGCCCGGUGAAAGAUCUGUCCAGUGAUUAUGGUGCUGAAGAUUUCGAUCUACUAUCGCCAUCAUGUCUUCUUGGAAUCAAAGAACCCGGGUCGCCCGAACCCGCAACUCACUCCACCGAUAUCAAGACACAAAAAAACAUCAAACUCGCUCCUACAUCUGAGAAUACGCCCGCAUAUACUUCCAGGCCAUCUGUUUCAGGAUCCAAGCCAUCUCGAAAAAGCCAAAGCAAGUUAGCAACCCCAAAACCCCAGCCUAAAGUAAUCGAGAUCAAAGAUGAUACACCACCAGGCUCAACAGGAUUCCCAAUUGCAGUCCACAAAAGCUCUUCUGCCAAGCAGAGUAAACUACCGCACCCAACAGGAAUACCUCAAACUCCCAAUCUAAAGCGAAGGGCAAGUCAAGAGGACCCUCAAGAUCAAUCACUACCGAAACGGAUUAGGCGAAGCUCCUUCAUCUCUGCUUCGCGAUCCCAGGCGUUAAAUGAGAUAACCCCGGAAGAGCUGCUGAAUACUGAGCAACUUGGUUCUGUGAUCGACGCCGGGAUGGAUUUGACUGCAGCAUGGGUUGAUGAUGGCAUUGAUCUAUUUGAUAACUUCAAAGACAUCAUUAACUACAUUUAG